CAUCGGCGACUAUUACAUCCUCUCCCCCUCUCCCCCUCUCAUCCUCUCUUUUUCCCCCCGCGAUCCAACCAGAGAAGGGGAAAAUGGAUCCCUCCUCGUACACUUCAGCGGUGCGUGAUCUGGUGGAGCUGAUUACUCGCGGAUGGCGAAUGGUGCAAGAAGAAUUGAAACUGGCUAAAGAUGCUGAAAGAGAGCUUCGUAUCCUCAUGGUGUUUAACGAAAUGAUGGGGCGUCUCCUCAAUGAAGCCUACUCGAAGGAGGUCACCGAUGAGCAGCUCAAACCGUACAUCAAGAGAAUAUGGGAGUUUUUCUUUGAUUCUGAAGACGCUAUCGAGGACUUUCGACGUGAAUCGAAGGGCAAGCGAAAAGGUCCUGCUUCCUCCUUCCGCCACCACCAGAAUAAGCGAACUUUGACUGUUGAAUCAAGAGAUAUCAAACAGAUGUGGAAGGAUUUCACAGCUGAUCUCGGGAUAACCGCUCCUGCAGAGACUUUUAAUGGAUUAACCAUCAACCAUGCCCAGCCGUCCAGCUCAGCUGGCCAUGGGUCAUCAUCCGACGCCAUUUUUGAUAAGACAGACCAUUUGGUGGGCAUCGAAGGGCCAAUGAAUAAGCUGGUUCAAUGCCUAACAGGGAAAUCUUCGAUGCCGAAAAUGAUUUUCGUGCACGGGGUGCAAGGAGUAGGGAAGACUAGUCUAGUGGCUGCCGUGCUUCGCAAUGAAAAUGUGAAGAGUCACUUUGAAUACUGUGUAUGGAUGGAUUUAGGACCCUGGGAGUUGGCCGACAAUACAGAGGCAGCGCUCAUGGCGGCAAAUACAACGAUGUGGACUUUGACCCAGGUGAACCGCCAAAGAAGCCUAAUUCAACUCGCAAAGGCUUUCGGAGACAUGAAGAAGAACGUCGGCUCGACGGCCAACAAGUUCAAUUGGGUUCUCGUCUUGGAUGACGUAGGCAGAGCGGAUGUGUUCAGGUCCCUCCGGAGUCAUUUAAUUGAAAAUCCUCCGACUGUGCUCGUCACAACUCGGGUCAGGAGCCUAAAAUCUAGCUCCCCGGAUUAUUUAAAGGCCCAAUAUGAUCUCCAUAAUUUCGAGCAUGUUGUCCUUUCCGAGAAUGAUUCUCGCUCUCUCCUUUACCGGGAGAUGGAGGAUCUUCAAUUAGAGUGCGACAGAUCUCCCAGUUUAAAAGAUGCUUCUGACCGCAUCUUAAGAAGAUGCCAAGGAUUGCCACUUGCGAUUCUGGCGACCUGUAGGCUGCUGAAAAGUAAUAAUCAGUUUAAUGUUGCAGCCACUCCCGAUGCUGUUCAAUGGACGGAUUGGAGUGGCAGGCUUGAGGAAAAACUGCUAUCCAGAGGGCACGUAGUUGCCGCAAGUGGAAGGAAGAUAAUUCUGCGCCUGAACCACCUUAUCGAUGAUGUCCGUGAUUGUCUUUUGUACUUGAGCAUCUUCCCGUUAGAUCGUCCCAUAAGGUGCUCCACAUUGACGCGGCUAUGGAUGGCAGAAGGAUUUAUUGAGCAGGAGGGUUCCCAGCCGGUUCAAGAAAAAGCAAUGGAAACCCUGGAAAAGCUAUUGGAGCAUAAUGUAAUUCGGGAAAAGAGAACAAGUUAUGGGAGGGUCAAAACCGGCCGCGUUCACAACCUUCUGCAUCAAAUCAUUAUUUCCAAGUUAAAAUAUGAAGCGUUCACGAUGAUUGUUGCUGACCCGGAAGAAAGAUUGCCUGAGAAUGUACGUUACCUAUCCUUUCACAGCCCUAUGGGCGAAAUAGAUAAUGGCACGUCCGUCAAACAACUUCGCUCCCUACAUUUCUUCGAAAAGGUGCACCCACCAUCCUUGAAAAAUCUAUUGGAGAAGGUUGAGAGGCUUAAGGUGCUAGAUUUUCAAAGAUAUUUGACCGGGGAGGAAAAAAAGUAUUUUCCAGCUUCUUUGAAUACUUUUCCUCGAAAGAUUCUCCGGUCAAAAUAUCUUAGGUACCUAAGUUUAAGGGGUACUGACAUAAAGAUUAUUCCAAACGAAAUAGAAGAUCUUGCAUAUCUGGAGAGUUUGGAUCUCAAAGGUACCCUCGUGGAUGAAUUACCUAAAGGUAUUUUGAAGCUAAAAGUACUUCGCCAUCUGUUAGUAUCCAGAUCCAACAGAAGUUGGGCUGCAGAUGCGGAUCCAACGCUUGCUGUCAGAUCCAACAGAAGUCUAGAGGUUGGUGUCAAGGCUCCAUCAAAAUUAGGAGACUUGACAUUGUUGCAGAAGCUAUGCAUGAUAGAGCUAAAAGCAGUUGAGGGGGGAAGUCAACACGAAAGAGAACAGUUGCUAGAAGAACUCAAGAAACUGACCAAUUUACAAAGGCUAGGUCUCUCAAUGCUGAAAAGUACAGAUGCGGAGCGUCUUUGCUCUUCCAUUGAGAAGUUGACAAAUCUAGUAGCAUUGCGUUUAAUUGCCGCACCAGAAGCGAAAAUAGAUCUUUCAAAAAAAGAUAUGAGGCAAGCACUCAAACGUCUUCAGCGGGUUCACUUGACAGGAUGCUUGGGAACUUUACCUGAGUGGAUACUCCGUUCUAAUAUUUUGGUCAAAUUGGUCCUCAAGAGGAGUGAAUUGACAAUAGAUGCACUCCAACAGUUGGGAAAGUUACUGAGUCUGGAGCAUCUGGAACUGGAACAAGCAUUUGAUGUAACUGACAUGAGGUUUGAGGUAGAGAAGUUUCAAAAACUUCGCUUUUUAGGCCUGGAUAGAUUUGACAAACUUGAAUCCAUACAAGUUGAUCAAGGUGCACUGCCGGCUCUGGAAAGGUUGUUCCUAGCUCAAUGCAAUUCAUUGACAACAGUGCCACCAUUUAUCACACAUCCCACAAAAUUGAAAUGCCUCGAACUUUAUGGUAUGCCCGAGGAAUUUGAUAAGGCGAUCAAGGUAUUCAUUGAAGAACUUCGCAAGCACAUGAAGGUUAAAUUUAAAGAAUGGAAAGAUCCAGCUCUAGAGGAAGUCCAACAGCUCCCAACGCGGGGCACAGGGAUCCGUUCGGUGCUUCGUCAAUGCAUGAAAUAGUUCCAUUGAAGGCUCCAGUGGCACUAGCAACGGCAAUACUAGAUGGGCAUGAUGAUUGCAUAUCCACAAGUCCAGCUUGAUAUGCGUCCAGAUAGUUGAUCUAAUGGAGCAUAAAGUCAUUCAAAACGGAUGGAAUCAGCAGCCCUACGAAAGAAAUUCGUUGUCUGCGUACUUUGCUAGAUGUGGUCUUCAUCAAGUUUGGAAUGCUUUGUUAUUUAUUUCUUGUGUGUGUCUUGUAAUUGUUCCGAAUAAAGAUGUCCAGGUGCAGCUGCAGCCUGCAGGUGCAGGAGGACAUAUGUGUGGGAUGUGUGGUAGUGAGUACCCUUGACGGUAUUCUUCGAGUGUGGUUAUCUAUUGUUUCGUUUUCAUUUUGAAUGUAAAAUAAGCUUGAUGCUUCACAUGCGUGCAACCUUUUGUGCGUCAUUGUGCAGAGAGCAAAACUUGAAUUUGAUGUUGUGAAGUGUUCGAUUGAAU
Molecule: messenger RNA, 3497 nt
Organism: Syzygium oleosum
Lineage: Eukaryota; Viridiplantae; Streptophyta; Magnoliopsida; Myrtales; Myrtaceae
Product: disease resistance protein RPM1-like
Exons: 2
Coding region: 84-3023 (979 amino acids)
Biological process (GO): defense response to other organism
Molecular function (GO): ATP hydrolysis activity; ADP binding
Source: RefSeq, a predicted model, not a curated record